CUGAUUGCUGGUGUUUUUUUUCAGAGGGCAAAAACUUUCUACUUAAGCGUUCGGUGACACCGGGUCAUUGCCCCCAGACUCCUCUCUCUUCUGCAGCCGCCCCCUUCUCGUUCGCUAGGGUUUCCUCUCCUCCCAAAUCCCCCCAAAUCCACCCCAGAUCCCCAACCUCACCCUCCCAUGGCGGCCGAGGAUCUGAAGAAGAUGAUCAUGCUCAAGUCCUCUGACGGGGAGGAGUUCAAGGUGGAGGAGGCGGUGGUGAUGGAGUCGCAGACGAUCCGCCACAUGAUCGAGGACAAGUGCGCCGACAACGGGAUCCUGCUCCCCAACGUCAACUCCAAGAUCCUCUCCAAGGUAAUUGAGUACUGCAACAAGCACGCCCAGGCGGCCAAGCCCGUGGCCGAUGGUGCAGCAGACGGCGCUUCUGCCCUGUCCCCCGCGGAGGACCUCAAGAACUGGGACGCCGAGUUCAUUAAGGUCGACCACGCCACCCUCUUCGACCUCAGCCUCGCCGCCAACUACCUCGACAUCAAGGAGCUUCUGCACCUCACCUGCCAGACCAUCGCCGACAUGAUCAAGGGCAAGACUCCGGAGGAGAUCCGCAGGACCUUCAACAUCAAGAACGACUUCACCGCUGAGGAGGAAGAGGAGAUCCGCAGGGAGUACCAGUGGGCCUUUGAGUAAAUCUACAACCUGCCGCGUUGCUCGUUGUUUCCGUAUUUCAACGCUACUUUUUAAUGUCGGAAUUAGUGUCUUAGAGUCGAGGUCUGCUUUGUGAACAUCCUCAGUGGUUGCUUAUGUCUGCAAGAAGAAAAACUAUCUAUCUAUCGUUGGUCAGUGGUCAACGCUUGUGCUGCA
Lolium perenne is the source of this 855-nucleotide messenger RNA. RefSeq names its product SKP1-like protein 1. Gene Ontology annotation, biological process: ubiquitin-dependent protein catabolic process. NCBI's taxonomy places the organism in Eukaryota, Viridiplantae, Streptophyta, Magnoliopsida, Poales, Poaceae. The record is from RefSeq and is a predicted model, not a curated record.